Molecule: messenger RNA, 2207 nt
Organism: Malus domestica (apple)
Lineage: Eukaryota; Viridiplantae; Streptophyta; Magnoliopsida; Rosales; Rosaceae
Source: RefSeq, a predicted model, not a curated record
ACGGUAGGGGGCAAAUUGGCUAAAAAAAUUAGUUUGAGUCCUUAAUUUUCCAAUCGAAAAGUUCAGGGAGAAAAUCGAAAACUAGGUGAAAGUUUAGGGGGCAAAUCGAUAGUUUACUCAAAAGUCAUUUCUGGUACUAUUUAUUUUACCUUUAUUUUGUCCUUAUCGUUAAAACUCAAAGUUUUCAAGCCCUUUUCAUUAGUUUUCCUUUCGGAAAAUCUUUAAACAAUUGCACACCGUUGUAGGGCAACAAAUCAGUCGUCAGGCAAACUUUUGUCAUGAUCGGAUUAUGAAUCCUAGCUAAUUUUUGCUUUGUAGCUUCAACCUUCUCGUUCUCAUCAUUUAGUGUGUUUUGAUGAUUAGAAGUCACCCUUUAACAAUCAUCUUCGCAAAAUUUGAACCUAGUUAAUUAGAAAUCGCUUAUUAAUCUAAGUCUUUUAUCAAAUAAAAGUACAAGUCAAAUAUAUUGCUAAACACAAAAUUAUUACAUUGUUAGUCAAAUGACUGGACGAUUCUCAAUUAUGUUCAUUCUUAAAAAAUAAAUGGUUUAAUAAUUAUAUCUUGCAAUAUCCAGAAGAAAAUAAAAAAUAAAAAAAAGGUAAAACCCUAGGGGAAUAAAAGCAUCUUGACUAAAACACUUUGUAAGAUUCGAAAACAUGUGCCGAAAUUAUUCAAAAUCCAUUGGCUAUUACUUACUAAAAUAUGUCAAAUACUAUGCAAAGAGAAUAAAGCGAUGGCUUCAACGCCAAGUAAUGAGGGGCAUUCGAGACAAGAAGAAAAACAAGUCGAUGACAUCAAAGCAAAAGAGACUGCAUAUAUACAACUGCAAUUGGAUACGAUGGAAAACAAAGCAAGAAACAAACAUCCACCCAAUCUCCACAGAAAGAAAGAAUAAAACUUGGAGUCGGGAGGUUGUUGUCGAAAUCGAAAUCGAAAUCGAAACCGAAACGAUGUGCUUCAGAGUGGAAUGCAAGCAAUGUGGGAAGACGUCGUGGGGAGGAUGUGGGAAGCACUUGACGAAUCUGUACGCAGGCAUCGAGCAGGGAAAGCACUGCAUGUGCCGCUCAUGGCCUGGUGUUGUCGUACCAAACCAGCAGCAGGGGACGACAGCUACUCAGCAACAAUCUCCGGCUUCUGCCUCUGCCUCAGGCAAGUAAGUAGCUUGCAGUAGCAUAAACAAAUGGAGAUUUGGAAUAAUGGUAGCUAAAAAGCCUUUUGGAUGAAUAUCAUCUUAUCAUCUAGCCAUCUAGGGUUUUGUUUAAUUUAGAUUUGGAAUAAUGAUUGUGCAGGUUGUGGUCAAGACACAUUUGACCCAACUCCAACCUGCCUUUUCUUUUCUAGUGCUUGGAUUUGAAUAAUGUUGAGGAUUACAUGAAGAUGAUAGAAGGAUUUUAUUAUGAAAAAAAAAUAUUAUGUUACGUAAUUGGAUGUAUACAUACUUGAUUAUACAAUUCGUGACACAAUUUUUAUUAUUUUUAACCAACUUAAUAUUUUAUACAAGUAAUAUUAAAUAACGAAAAAGUCGAAACUAAAACCUCCAGUUUGAAUUAAACGCUGAAAACCACCUAUAAGCUCUAUUGCAUUUUCUUCAAUUUUGGUUCUUCAUAGUUUGGCAUCUUAUUGUCUUGUCACCUAGCAUGGUAGGUGAGUCGGUGUGUGCCCAAAUCAGCCUCCCCAAUUCCCAUCCUUCUUUGUGCAUUUUGCCUAAUCACUAGUCACCAAACCACGUGAAAACAAAGGGCUAAUCACAAGUAGUCCACCAUUUGUAUCAUUGAUUACUUCCCUUUCAACUUAAAAAUCAUUCAAAAAAAGCAGGUAAUUACUAUUAAAUCACUCACAAGAUUCCGUCAGAAGCAAAGUGCGGAGGGAGAGAAGAGAUUUUUCUGUGUGUCUGGAACAUAAACACAUAUAUGUCAGUAUUUAAGUGGAGGGACACCUAAAAAAUAUUUCUCUCUGCUUGUAUAAUAACAAUGGCGUAAAAGUCCCUUUUUGGGCAUAUUGAAAAGGCUUAAAUGUCAAAAUAGUCAUUGUGUUUUACUCUAUCGGCCAAUUUAGUCUCUAUGUUUUUAAUUUGGCCAAAUUGGUCCUUGUGUUUGCAUAUGUUAACCAAUUCAAGACAACUUGCUACAAGACCGUUAAAAUUGACAUGUGCCAGGCACGUGAGAGGACAAAAACGUAAUUUAAGAUACACCCAGUAAAUAGAUAUA